This is a messenger RNA of Raphanus sativus (radish), 4203 nucleotides long. RefSeq lists its product as uncharacterized. Gene Ontology annotation, molecular function: nucleic acid binding. Gene Ontology annotation, biological process: DNA integration. The record is from RefSeq and is a predicted model, not a curated record. NCBI's taxonomy places the organism in Eukaryota, Viridiplantae, Streptophyta, Magnoliopsida, Brassicales, Brassicaceae.
AUGGUAUAUCAUAUAUCCAGACAGAGAAGAGCUCAGCAGGACAUCGAUAUGGAUCCACCUGCAAACGGUCAAGGGGUUAACCCUCAGCACCCUCCGCGACCUGCUCGACCGAUUGGUACCUAUGACCGUCCUAUCAUCAAUGGUCAUAGGCUUGGCAUCAGAGCCCUAGCUGUGGAGGCUAACAACUUUGAGGUCAAACCAGGACUCCUCAACGUGAUCGAGAACAACAAGUAUCAUGGCUUGGCUGUAGAAGACCCAUUUGAUCACUUGGACAAGUGUGACAGCUACUGUGGUUUGUCAAAGACCAAUGGUGUGUCUGAGGAUGCCUUCAAACUCAAGCUGGGUGCACUUCCUAAGUACAGAUCCAGAUUGGACACUGCAAGUAAUGGGUUCUUCUUGGGGAGAACUGAAGCAGAUGCAGAGGAGCUGGUUGACAACAUGGUGAAGAGUGACGCAGUCUACAGUGGAGACCAUGACAGAGGAGAUAGAACUGAUGAUAAGCAGACGAGAAAAGAGUUAAAGGCUCUGCAGGAUAAGAUCGACAUUCUGAUUGCUGAUAAGGCUACACAAGAGCAGCUGAACUUCGUUGGUAACCCAGCCCAAGAAGCACCCCCUGGUGCUAAUGAAGUUGAAGGUUUGGAAGGUCAAGAAGAGCUAUGUUUCAUCAACAACAAUGGUAGUUGGUACAAGAAAGAGCCCAAUUUUCAGUACAACAAUUACCAACAGCGAUCUUACCCAAACAACCAGCAGAAUGGUUACCAGCCUAGGAACAACCAGCAAGGCAACUCUCAGCCUCAGCAGAAUCCUCCUCCUGGUUUUCCCAACAAAGGAAACCAAUCUUCUCAGCAGCAAUCUCAUCCUUCUAGUUCUACUCCUCAGGCCAGCACCACAUAUAUUCUACUGAAACAAAUCUUGGAGUCUCAAACUAGAAGUGAGAAGCAUGUUGGAUAUGAGCUGAAGAAUCUCCACAACAAGAUUGAUGGUAGCUACAAUGAGCUCAACAACAAGUUCAAGGCCUUGGAGAACCAGUUUGCUUCUCUGACUACUCACCAAAAUCGCCAGCAGGGUUCUCUACCUGGAAAAUCUGAGCAAAACCCCAAGGAAACAAUGAAGGCUGUUACCCUUAGGAGUGCCAUCAACAUUGAUGAUGAGGUUGUGAUUGUGGAUGAGAAGAUCAAUGAUGAGAUCUUAGAGAAGAUUGUGGAAGCCAAAGGCAAAGGAAAGGUGGGAGAAGAGAAGCAAACAAUGAAAGAUGGUCAAGCUGCUGUUCCAGCAACUGAGAAUCCUUUUGUUCCCUCUCCUUAUGAGCCCAAACUUCCCUUCCCUGGAAGGUUCAAGAAGAAGCUGCUAGAGAAGUACAAAGCCCUCAAGUUCCUAAAAGAUGAUGUAGCUGCAAAGAAGAAAGAGAUGCAGGGUAUGAUGAUUCUCACUCAUGAGUGUAAUGCCAUCAUCCAGAGACUUGAUGUUCCAAAGAAACUAGAGGACCCAGGAUGCGUCACACUGCCUUGUGCUCUUGGACCUAUGGUUUUUGAGAGAUGUCUCUGCGAUUUGGGAGCUAGUUACCCUGUUGGCAUCUUGGAAGACCUCCCUCUUAUGGUCGGAAACUGUGAAAUCCCUACAGAUUUUGUGGUGCUUGAGAUGGGUGAAGAAGCUCAAGCUCCCUUAAUCCUUGGGAGACCUUUCUUAGCUACAGCUGGAGCUAUUGUGAAUGUGAAAGAAGGCAAGAUUGAUCUCCACUUGGGUAAAAGGCACAUUCUCCACUUUGACAUCAAGGAGAUUAUGAAGAAACCAACUAUGCAAGGGCAAAUCUUCUACAUUGAAGAGAUGGAUGCUCUGGCUGAUGAACUCCUUGAAGAGCUAUCUCUAGAAGAUCCUCUACAGCAUGCUUUGACGGUGGAGAAGGAGGCUGAAGUGAUUGAGAAUCUGGAGAGUACUGCCUAUGGGAUGAUGCUGGAUUCACACAAGGGGUUUGAGAGUAAGGAUCAGUAUGAAGAGCUGCCACAAGUGGUCCAUCAAGUAGCUUCAGUGACUCAACAAGAGAACACCCAGCAAGAUGACUGGAGCGAGCUUAAGGCACCUAAGGUGGAGCUUAAACCACUUCCCCAUGGUGUAAGGUAUGCAUUCCUUAAUGAGACUUAUCCUGUCAUUGUGAGUAGACUUACUGAAACUGAGCUUGCUGAACUUUUAAAGACACUUAAAAGAUUUAGAAAAGCAAUAGGUUACUCACUUGAUGAUAUCAAAGGGAUUUCACCUACUUUGUGAAUGCAUAGGAUACAUCUUGAGGAUGAAUCAAUGACUUCUAUCGAGCAUCAAAGAAGGUUAAAUCCUAACCUGAAGGAUGUUGUAAAGAAGGAGAUUCUUAAACUCUUAGAUGCUGGUGUGAUUUACCCUAUUUCAGAUUCUAAAUGGGUAUCUCCUGUGCAUGUGGUUCCAAAGAAGGGUGGGAUCACUGUGGUAAAAAAUGAUAAGGAUGAAUUAAUACCCACAAGAACCAUCACAGGACAUAGAAUGUGCAUUAAUUACCGAAAAUUAAACUCUGCAUCUAGAAAGGAUCAUUUUCCAUUGCCAUUUAUUGAUCAGAUGCUUGAGAGACUUGCAAAUCAUCCAUUCUAUUGUUUUCUUGAUGGGUAUUCAGGGUUCUUCCAAAUACCCAUACAUCCCAAUGAUCAAGAGAAAACGACAUUCACAUGCCCCUAUGGUACCUUUGCUUAUCGAAGGAUGCCAUUUGGGCUGUGCAAUGCUCCAGCCACCUUUCAAAGGUGCAUGAUGUCAAUUUUCUCUGAUCUUAUUGAGGAUGUUGUGGAGGUGUUUAUGGAUGACUUCUCUGUCUACGGAUCUUCGUUUUCUGCUUGUUUGUCUAAUUUGUGCAUGGUUAAGGAAGGGAUUGUUCUUGGACACAAGAUAUCAGAGAAGGGGAUAGAGGUAGACAAAGCAAAGAUUGAUGUGAUGGUCAGUUUGGCUCCCCCGAAGACAGUGAAAGACAUCAGGAGCUUCUUGGGGCAUGCUGGUUUCUAUAGAAGGUUCAUUCAGGACUUCUCCAAGAUCGCCAGGCCACUCCCUAGACUGCUAUGUAAGGAAGAGAUCUUUCUCUUUGGUAAGGAAUGUCUAGAAGCUUUCAAGAAGUUGAAGAAUGAGCUUGUAAAUGCUCCCAUUGUCCAGCCACCAGAUUGGAGUCUACCCUUUGAGAUCAUGUGUGAUGCUAGUGACUAUGCUGUGGGAGCUGUCUUGGGCCAGAAGAAAAAUGGCAAGAAUCAUGUGAUCUACUAUGCGAGCCAAACCAUGAAUGAUGCUCAGAUGAAGUAUGCCACAACUGAGAAGGAGAUGCUAGCCAUUGUAUUUGCAUUUGAGAAGUUCAGAAGCUAUUUGGUGGGGUUUAAAGUCAUUGUCUACACUGAUCAUGCGGCUUUAAGACACCUUUUGGCCAAGAAAGAUGCAAAACCCAGGCUUUUGAGAUGGAUCCUUUUGCUCCAAGAGUUUUAUUUGGAGAUUAGGGACAAGCCAGGAGUUGAAAAUAGUGUAGUUGAUCACUUGUCAAGGCUGAAAGUGGAAUGUGGUGUCCCUAUUGAUGAAGGGCUUCCAGAGGAGCAGAUCAUGGCUAUUGGAAAAGAACCUUGGUAUGCUGAUUUGGUGAAUUACUUAGCCACAGGAAGAGAACCUUUAAAUCUUGUGGGCUAUGCCAAGAAGAAGUUCUACAAGGAUGUGAAGAUAUACUAUUGGGAUGAGCCUUACCUCUACAUUCUCUGCAAGGACCAACUCUACAGAAGAGUGGUUGCUAAUGAAGAAGUGUGUCAUUCAUGCCAAAGAAGAGGAAACAUCACCAAGAGGAAUGAGAUGCCACAUAAUCCUAUCCUUGAAGUUGAAGUGUUUGAUGUGUGGGGUAUUGACUUCAUCGGACCGUUCCCAUCAUCUCAUGGCAACAAAUACAUCCUUGUGGCUGUUGAUUAUGUUUCAAAGUGGGUGGAAGCCAUUGCAAGUCCCAACAAUGAUGCUAAAGUGGUAACCAAGAUGUUCAAGAGUGUCAUUUUUCCUAGGUUUGGAGUCCCAAGGGUUGUGAUCAGUGAUGGAGGCUCUCACUUCAUAAACGAACUGAUUGAAGGACUUCUCAAGAAGAAGGGUGUGAAGCACAAGGUAGCAAAUCCUUAUCAUCCUCAGACAAGUGGUCAAGUUGAGGUUUCUAAUAGAGAGAUCAAGUCCACUUUCUGA